GUGAUCCAGCUUUUGCUUGCAGCUGGUGCUAAGCUAGACUGUAGAGACAUCAGAGGCCAUACUCCACUUUUCGCUGCAUGUCUGUCCGGGAAUGUGGAAGCAGCUUCAAUUCUUAUUGAGGCAGGGGCUGACGUUAAAGUCAAGGAUAUACAUGGCAAAUCCCUCUUGCUUCAGUCGUGCCGGAAAGCAACUCCCGAGAUUGUUGAGAUACUGAUUGUCAAUGGAGCUUUGCCUCUCCCCAACACCCCUGACUUAAACCUACCAUUGUUUGCCGCAUGCGAGAGAGGACAUAGAGGAAUCGUUGAAUUGUUGAUCGACUAUGGCGCUGAUGUUAACUCUUCU
Molecule: messenger RNA, 342 nt
Organism: Mollisia scopiformis
Lineage: Eukaryota; Fungi; Ascomycota; Leotiomycetes; Helotiales; Mollisiaceae
Product: ankyrin
Exons: 1
Cellular component (GO): cytoplasm; nucleus
Molecular function (GO): protein binding
Source: RefSeq, a predicted model, not a curated record